This is a messenger RNA of Electrophorus electricus (electric eel), 2362 nucleotides long. RefSeq names its product tRNA methyltransferase 2A (gene trmt2a). Gene Ontology annotation, biological process: RNA processing. The record is from RefSeq and is a predicted model, not a curated record. Gene Ontology annotation, molecular function: RNA binding; RNA methyltransferase activity. Lineage: Eukaryota; Metazoa; Chordata; Actinopteri; Gymnotiformes; Gymnotidae.
GUCACUCACUGAAAUAGACACGUGGGCCGGUUUGCCUGCAAAAUGGCAGCCUGCAUGUGUAGACAAACUCUCGUGACGUUCUCACGGUAGUUAGCAGGUCUUUUGCGAGAACCUCUAACUUUAGUAAUUGAAUUACUUGCAAGCCACUUCGAGAUAUCAGCUUUCAGAUCAUCAUGGCAGAGAUGGCUGUUGACAGCACCAUGCCAACUGAUUCAGCCUCGGCGCCUCCGGAAGACGCGGGUACUGAUUCCGAGGUCCCGGAGGCAAAAACCCAGGUGGCGCAGCGUGAUAAGGAGAGCAAAACGGACGAAGAUGGCAGCUCCAGCGUCUACCGUUACAUCAAAGAGGAUCUCUUUACCUCCGAGAUCUUCAAGGUGGAGAUCCAGAACCUUCCCAAGUACACCGGCUUUAACGACCUGAAGAAGUUCUUGAACAAGCAAGGGCUCAACCCGCACAAAAUUAAACUCAUUGGAAAACAGACGUUUGCCUUCGUGACCUUCAAGAAUCAGGAGGAGAGAGACAAGGCCUUGAAGCGGGUGCAUGGCAUGCAGUGGAAGGGGAAGCUCCUGAGUGUCCGCCUGGCCAAGCCCAAAGCCGACCCCAUCCUCAGGAAGCGCAGGCGGGAGGAGGGCGCGGCCGCAGCCGGCGCUGAGCCCGACCCCAAGAAGCCGAGUGGCCACGCGCAGGGCGAGGCGGAGGAGGAGCCCCUCAGCACCCGGAUCGCCAACGCCGUCACGCCCCUGUGGCAGGUGCCCUAUGGAGAGCAGCUGAGGCGGAAGCAGCAGGAGGCGGAGGCCGUCCUGCAGACGCUGUCCAGGGAAAUUGGGAACAGCAACCGAGCAAUGCUGCCCUGGCUCUUUGUGCAGAAGGAGAAGAACAGAAACAUGUGCUGCCCUUUGGAGGCCAUUAGACCGUCUCCUCUGCAGACGGAGUAUCGGAACAAGUGCGAGUUCGUGAUUGGGACAGGUGCAGACGGGGAGGACAAGACCGUCGGCUUCCGUUUGGGAAAGUAUAAAGGCGGCUCGUGCGCAGUGGUGAGUCCUGCAGACACCGUCCACAUCCCUGCCGAGGCCAAGAGGGUCGUCCAAGCCUUCCAGAAGUACAUCAGAACCACUCCAUUCCCUGCAUACAGCCCAGAGACCUACGAUGGCCACUGGCGACAGCUGACAGUCCGCACGAGCAGGACCAGUCAAAUCAUGGCAAUGGUCUUCUUCCAUCCACAGAAACUUCCGGAAGAGGAGCUGGAGUCUCUGAAGAACUCUCUGCGACAGUACUUCACAGAGGGAGUGGGGAAAGACAGCGGGGUCACAUCUCUGCACUUUGUGAGAACUGGACAAAGGACCUCUGCAGGUACUGAGGACCUACCCUGUGAGCUGGUGGCAGGUGAUCAGUGGAUCCAUGAGGAAUUACUUGGCCUGAAAUUCCGAAUUUCCCCUCACUCAUUCUUCCAGACCAACACAGGAGCUGCCGAGGUGCUGUAUUCCACUGUGGGGGAGUGGGCAGGGCUGGACGACCAAAGCACCUUGCUGGACAUCUGUUGCGGCACAGGGACUAUCGGCAUCUCCCUGGCCAAGAGAGUAAAGAAGGUGAUUGGAAUUGAACUUUGCCAAGAAGCUGUGGACGACGCAAAAGCGAAUGCUGAAGCUAACGGUUUGGUCAAUGUGGAGUACCACUGUGGCAGGGCUGAGGAAAUAUUCCCCACCGUGCUCAACGCUCUGGUGUCUCCAAACGUUACUGCUAUUGUUGAUCCUCCAAGAGCAGGACUACAUUCUAAAGUUAUUUUAGCAAUCAGAAGAGCAGAGCAUCUGAAGAAGCUGGUCUAUGUAGCAUGCAAUGCUAAAGCAGCCAUGAACAACUUCAUUGACCUGUGUCGAGCUCCCUCCAACAGGGUGCGAGGGUCUCCAUUCCGUCCUGUCCGCGCCACAGCCGUGGACCUCUUUCCUCAGACCAUGCACUGUGAGACUGUCCUGCUGUUCGAGAGGGUGGAUUACAGCGCCAGCAGUGCCCAGACCCCCGACAACAGCAGAAAGACCGACGACAAUGGAGACCCAAGAGUUCCCUAGUUACCUGCAGUAACCCUGCCCCCAACUCAACUGAACAUUAUACUUGACCCCUGCAUUUUGGGGGUUAAGCUUUUUUUUUUUUUUUUUUUUUUGGCAGAUGUACCAUGUGUUGAGUGAGAGGCAAGUAAGGGUUUAUAGACAUGGAGAGUUGUUUUAAGCAAAUGUUUCACUGUAGAAUAGGAUGGUGAUAUUCAAUGGACAAACAUUUCUAAAAGUUGAAAAAAAAAAAAAACUGCUUUAGUUUCCUUCUGUACAGAAAUAAAGUAACGCAAAAAUGUGAGAAGGCGGUACAUCCAGAA